AUGAAGGCCUCAAGAUUCUACCAUCUUGAUACAGCAUUUUGUCCACUGAAUGACAAACUUGCAUUAUGGUAUCCGCAAGCGUUCGAUCAAGCCUCUCAGCGUAUUAUGAGCAAUUACUUCCAAUUGUUACCGGUUUCUGAGAGUGAAGCGAAGCGAUUUGCCUGCAAUGCUGUUGUCAUCGGCAAUCAUGUGAUAAUGAACGAAGGGAGCGAAAGGAUCGCUCAGCUUCUCGAUCGUCAUGGCUUCAAGGUACAUUUCGUUUCGAUGUCAGAAUUUGUCAAGUCUGGUGGAUCAGCGAAAUGUUUGACACUACGAUUGAAUCCAUAA
Haemonchus placei is the source of this 327-nucleotide messenger RNA. The record is from the annotation of a GenBank genome assembly. NCBI's taxonomy places the organism in Eukaryota, Metazoa, Nematoda, Chromadorea, Rhabditida, Trichostrongylidae.